AUGAACGGGAUGGACAAUCCACUGCAGGAAUGCGGCCGAGCCGUAUUUGAGACGUCGCGUGAAGAAGUCUGUGGUCGAAUUGAAGGGCUGGCAGAAGGUUCGUUGGAGAUACUUCCCGUUGAUGAUUUACUUCACAAUCGGGAUUUCUUUGAUGCCACAACAGCGAGGCCAAUAUAUUAUUCAAAAACUCCAAACACGAGAACAAACGCUACUGAUCUGGUAUUCUUCACUGGGCAUCGGUGGGUCCUUACAGAUAGCAACCAACUUUUUGGUCUCAAUACUACUAGGGCUGGGAUUACAACUGUCGACGUUCUCCAAGACUUUUUCUACAGAGACCAAGUUAGGUUUCAAUCCACAAGACAGAUUGGCGAGUGGGUCAGUUUAGUAAGCGAGAGAGUGGAAAUCAGCAGCGAUGAAGGAUCGCCUCUUGGUCUUCUCUGGUUUUAUCCACGGUACGAGGAGAGCCCUCUCAUCGAUUUUCCCGCGGCUGAUAUUGCUAGACCAGUGACAGCUCCCUUUCCCUGUGGCUUCUGUGAUGAUGAUAGCAAUCCUUGCUUGUACGAAGGAAAGUGCAACACUGACACUGGUUUCUGCAACUGUACACAUGGUGCUUCUGGGGCUCUUUGUCAAGACAAGCCACUUGCAAAUGGUAUUUGCAAUGUUUACUUUAAUACGGCGGAAUUUGGCUAUGAUGAAGGCGAUUGUUGUCUGGGUACUUGUAUUGGGCCCACUUGUGGAGAGGAUGAUCUGCCCUCUCCAUUCAAUAGACAAUGGAGUGUUUUUUUCUCGCUGGAGGUCCAUGACACUUUCGAGAAUCGUCAAAUUCCUUUUGGAAUCUUGCCAGAAUCAGAGCCAGACUUCAUCAGUCUUCCGUUUUGGUUUGAGCAUUGUAUCGAUCCGCGGAUGGCCAAAGUGACUCUUGAGGUUUCUCCGUUGGCUGAAACUAUAGGCUACGCGGACUUUAUCCCAGUCACAGUUCGUUGUGAUGGGAUUCUAUACUUCCAAACUCCUCUAUUGGGCUUCGAAACGGACGAAGCUUCCUUUCGACAGGAGCUGAAUCUCCCAUAUGGCUCUGUAUGCACUUUUGACUUCCCGAUGGAGACAGCUUAUGCCGCUUUCUUUAAAAACAUAUCGGUUAUUGCUGGGGACACAAACGAACCAUUCAUGUUUCAAUAUAACUCUCGCUGUUCGUUUGAACUCCGUAUCCCGGACUCGCAGUGUGGAUGGGAGACAUUAAUUUCGGAGUCAAUCGCAAUUAGAUCGGAUCUCGAUGCUUCUUGCUCCAGCGAUGUCUCCGGCAAUCCAUCGUUGUCAGUGGUAGAAUUCGAAGGGUUGGGAAGUGGGCCAACUCUGAAUCGAAUAUGCGCUCGCAAUCCGGAACACUUGCUCGAACGGUAUGCCAUAAGAAAACUAUUGGACAUCACUCCAGGUGGUGUUAGAGUGACCUCGGAGCAGCACAUUUGCGAUGGUGUUUGGAACAUUGAUGAUUUCCAAAUUGAUUGUGACGAGCAUGAGUAUGUUGUCGGCUUGACAGUUGGCAACGCCGUGACAAAUAGUCUUCCAUCAGAAUUGAAGUUUCUAAGGAGAUUAGAAUCUUUUGUACUAAACACAUCUCCAAAUGGGAUAGAGAUGUUACCAUCUGAAAUUGGCUCACUCUCUCUCUCUUGA
Messenger RNA from Cylindrotheca closterium, 1668 nucleotides. NCBI's taxonomy places the organism in Eukaryota, Bacillariophyta, Bacillariophyceae, Bacillariales, Bacillariaceae. The record is from the annotation of a GenBank genome assembly.